AUGGGUGCAGAUACCCCAGAAGAAGCCAUUGAACUUCGUCGUCAGCUCACUUCUAUGUUGCAUUCCGCUGGUUUUCCAUUGAGGGAAUGGGCAUCCAACAGUUCGGCAGUUCUGGCCGAAAUCCCUUCAGAUGAACUGGCAAUCCAGCCUUUCUAUGAAUUUUCCGAUGAGCAGUCGGUGACCACUCUCGGACUGAUCUGGGAACCGAAGCCCGAUAUUCUUCGAUUCCGUAUCCAGCUACCAGUUCCUGCUACCGUGCUCACGAGAAGAAACGUUCUGUCGUACAUCGCGCAGAUCUACGACCCACUGGGCAUUGACGACCAACGACGGGAAGCCUUACGCGUGGGAUGA
This is a messenger RNA of Ochlerotatus camptorhynchus, 351 nucleotides long. RefSeq lists its product as uncharacterized. The coding region runs from base 1 to 351 and encodes 116 amino acids. The transcript has a single exon. Lineage: Eukaryota; Metazoa; Arthropoda; Insecta; Diptera; Culicidae. The record is from RefSeq and is a predicted model, not a curated record.